CGUUCUCUUUUCCACGUUUCGCCGGCUCGCCUCUGCAUCACAUCCUGCCACUUCACCGCCACUUUACGAGGCUUUCUGCACAAAAGCAACAUUUUAAUGACACCCACGUCAGAGCAGCGUCACACCUUGUAACUGUGGCGUCAGGUAACUCGCAGACGUUGCGGUAACGUUGGCGAAACGUUUGUUUUCCCUCUUGUUGCAAACUGCUGUCACAGUUUCAUCAGCAGCUCUGUCGGUCAGGGGAGGAGUCAGAGCCCACACCUCUGCUCCAGUGUCUGUGAUCAAUAAAAGAAUAAGUGGUUAAAGAAGAUGAGCAGGACUCAAUAAGAAGACGGUGCAGAGGACAGGUACACACACACACACGGGACAAGCUCAGACUUCAAGAAUCAAGUCACAUUAAACACACCAUGCUGCUGCGAAGGCUGACCCUGUGUUCAAGGAGCCCGCUGGAUUUACAGAGACACGUAUGCCGGGUGCUCACCAGACCACUGACACAAGUUCCCCAGGGGAGAGCCCGUGGUAGCUCCUUUGCACACCGCAGUGAACUGCGUCAUGCCAAGAGGAUCGUAGUCAAGCUCGGCAGUGCCGUGGUCACCCGUGGUGAUGAAUGCGGCCUGGCCUUGGGAAGGCUGGCAUCCAUCGUGGAGCAGGUGGCCAUGCUGCAGAAUCAAGGUAGGGAGAUGAUGAUUGUCACCAGCGGAGCAGUGGCUUUUGGCAAGCAAAGAUUAAGACACGAGAUCCUGCUGUCCCAGAGUGUCCGACAGGCUCUGCACUCGGGACACAAUCAGCUCAAAGACAUGUCUUUGCCAGUGCUGGAGGCUCGGGCCUGUGCUGCAGCUGGACAGAGUGGCCUGAUGGCCCUGUAUGAGGCAAUGUUCACCCAAUACAGUACUUGCACUGCACAGGUCCUGGUAACGAAUCUGGAUUUCCAUGACGACGACAAGAGGCAGAACCUGAACAGCACACUGCAGGAGCUGCUACGCAUGAACAUCGUGCCCAUCAUCAACACCAAUGACGCUGUGGUGCCCCCACCGGAGCCCAACAGCGACCUGCAGGGGGUAAAUGUGAUCAGCAUUAAGGAUAACGACAGUCUGGCGGCGCGACUAGCUGUCGAGAUGAAGGCUGACCUGCUCAUCGCGCUGUCUGACGUGGAAGGACUGUAUGACAGCCCCCCUGGAACAGAUGACGCCAAAUUCAUUGACAUCUUCUACCCUGGAGACCAGCAGUCCAUCAUCUAUGGUACAAAGUCCAGAGUUGGGCUUGGAGGGAUGGAGGCCAAAGUCAAGGCUGCUCUCUGGGCCCUGCAAGGUGGCACCUCAGUGGUCAUUGCAAACGGCACCCACCCCAAAGUAACAGGUCAUGUCAUCACUGACAUCGUAGAAGGCAAGAAAGUGGGAACAUUCUUCUCUGAGAUCAAACCUGCAGGCCCAACUGUGGAGCAGCAGACUGAAAUGGCUCGAAACACUGGAAGAACCCUGGCAUCUCUGCACCCAGACCAGAGGAGUGAGAUCAUCUGCCAUCUAGCUGAGCUUUUGACUGAAAGGAAGGAAGAGAUUCUGGCUGCCAACAAGAUGGACAUGGACUUGGCUGCAAAUGCAGGCCAUUUGCCACCAGCCAUGCUAAACCGGCUAAGCUUGUCACCAGCCAAACUCAACAGCUUGGCCAUAGGUCUGCGCCAGAUCGCCGUGGCCGCCCAGGACAGUGUGGGUCGUGUGCUGCGCAGGACCAGGGUGGCUCACAAUCUAGAGCUGGAGCAGAUCACUGUGCCCAUCGGAGUUCUUCUGGUCAUCUUUGAAGCCCGACCUGACUGCCUGCCACAGGUGUCGGCAUUGGCCAUAGCCAGUGGCAACGCACUCCUGCUGAAGGGAGGCAAGGAGGCAGCCAACACCAACCGUGUCCUCCACCAGCUCACCCAGGAAGCCCUUUCCAUGCAUGGAGUCACAGAGGCUGUGCAGCUGGUGAGCACUCGCGAGGAGGUGGAGGAUCUGUGCCGACUGGACAAGAUGAUCGACUUGAUUAUCCCUCGUGGUUCAUCCCAGCUGGUGCGGGACAUUCAGCGGGCGGCCAAGGGCAUCCCGGUGCUGGGUCACAGUGAGGGAAUCUGCCACGUCUACGUCGACGCUGACGCAGCCAUCGACAAAGUCAUCAAAAUCGUCAGAGACUCCAAGUGUGACUACCCAGCUGCGUGUAAUGCCAUGGAAACUCUGCUGAUCCACAGAGACAUCCUCAGGACCCCACUGUUCGACCAGAUCAUUGACAUGCUGCGCACUGAGCGGGUGAAGAUUCAUGCAGGCCCUCGGUUCGCCUCCUACCUGACAUUCAGCCCAUCAGAGGCAAAGUCCCUGCGGAUAGAGUACGGUGACCUGGAGUGCUGCAUGGAGGUGGUGGACAGCAUGCAGGAGGCUGUGGACCAUAUUCAUAAAUAUGGCAGCUCCCACACAGACGUUAUCAUCACAGAAAAUGAGGACACGGCGGAGCAGUUCCUGCAGCAGCUGGACAGUGCCUGUGUUUUCUGGAACGCAAGCUCCCGUUUUGCUGAUGGCUACCGCUUUGGACUGGGAGCAGAGGUAGGUAUUAGCACGGCUCGUAUCCAUGCCCGGGGCCCUGUUGGCCUUGAGGGACUGCUCACCACAAAGUGGGUCCUGAGAGGUGAUGGGCACACAGCUGCUGACUUCUCUGAGCAUGGCACCAUGAAGUACCUCCAUGAAAACCUGCCUGUUGGGCAGCCUCUUCCUGGGCAGAGGGACAGCAACUAGAUCAGAGACUUUCACAACACACACUUGGCCUUAACAUUGGUCGAAAUGGUUUGCAUUGCCCAGCAGCUCCCCCUGGGGUUUUGUUGCAGAUAAUGACUGAUGUCAUUGUUUCUAAACCUCUUAAGCACACAGCAUGGAGAGAGACGCUUAACGCACCAGUGGUUCAUUUUUAUCAGCACAACCAGAGUUCUCCCUGUUCAGACUAUACUGUUGUUCCGGGAUGAAGAGUUUACACAUUUUAAAUGCUACCUCAGCUUUAAUAUGAUACUUUUUAAUAUGAUCACCCUCAUGUAGGACAGGAGGUAGGAUGUGGUGAUCACAACAUGUGGUACCUCCACAAUAAUACAUCAAAUGAAACUGAGAAAGAGCAGAUUUGACUUUAAGUUAAAUAAACAUUUGUUAUCAUUUAUCAAGGGAAACUGAAGAGCUUGAAUUCUUUAAUCUCAGGACAAGAUUUUGAAAGGGAUGCUAAUUCACAGAGGCAUUAUUUAAUUUCAUCAUAAAAAAAGUGAAUGAGAAAGAAGAAUGUGGAAAUAAUUUCUACCAAAAAUCUAUUUACUUUUCCUUUUAUUGUGUAAAGGUUGUUGUAGCCAAUAAAAACACAUUAUUGCAUGUUGUACAUUUUAUCUAAAAAUCUAUUUUAUUUAUUUGAUAUUGUACAUCAUGGUCUAUUCUCUCCAAAAAUCAAGUUCCAAUUUUAAUUGUACAUUAUUAUCGAAGGCUCACUUCAUGCUGAUUAUACUGUAAGUGCUUUCUUUGUUCAUGUAACAUCAUUUAUUUUAUUUUCUUGCUGUAACUCUAGGUUAAUAUUCUGUAUGUUUCUACAGCGCUGGUGUAGGUUAUUUCAGAUAUGGACUAAUGCCACUUCAGGCUGGCAUUUGAUAGUUGUUUCACUAUGUCGUGGUGUUACAGAUUUUAAGGCAUUCUGCAUUACAACUUAAUUAUGAGAUUAAAAUGUGACAAACAUUUAUAAUAGUAUAAGAAACAUCUGUUUUAUAGCAACGCAAGUUAAAAGACACUCCAACUUUUAUGCAUCGAUUUUAUUUACUUUUUUAUUUAUUUGAUCAUUGUUACAAGUUUUGCUCAUUUUUCCAUGCUUUGCUGCCUUCUUGCUUGUUCCUUGUGGCGCCCAGAGCCCCUGUCAGAGCAGGAACAGUAAUUGACAAGCUGCCUCCUUCAAGCUGGAGGGGAGAACACGACUGCUUUUAAAUUAAGCUCUGUAACAUUCCAGCCUCUGAGCUCCUAUCUGAUGUCUUGCAAUGCACACUUACGGAUUGGUUUGAAUUGUUUAAUAGUAGUAUUGUAGAAUAAAAAAGAAAUUGUUGAAAAAUA
Messenger RNA from Larimichthys crocea (large yellow croaker), 4088 nucleotides. It is a transcript of the gene aldh18a1, whose product is annotated as aldehyde dehydrogenase 18 family, member A1. Bases 408 to 2756 code for a protein of 782 amino acids. Gene Ontology annotation, cellular component: mitochondrion; cytoplasm. The transcript has 18 exons. The record is from RefSeq and is a predicted model, not a curated record. Lineage: Eukaryota; Metazoa; Chordata; Actinopteri; Sciaenidae. Gene Ontology annotation, molecular function: ATP binding; glutamate 5-kinase activity; glutamate-5-semialdehyde dehydrogenase (NADP+) activity.